Messenger RNA from Rosa rugosa (rugosa rose), 1446 nucleotides. RefSeq names its product WAT1-related protein At5g64700. The transcript is spliced from 7 exons. NCBI's taxonomy places the organism in Eukaryota, Viridiplantae, Streptophyta, Magnoliopsida, Rosales, Rosaceae. Bases 195 to 1286 code for a protein of 363 amino acids. Gene Ontology annotation, molecular function: transmembrane transporter activity. Gene Ontology annotation, cellular component: plasma membrane. The record is from RefSeq and is a predicted model, not a curated record.
CACGACUGAAAAGAGCUGUCAGACUAGUCUAGAUUUAAAAGAACAUGCACCUAGAAGUAACGAUAAGAUAUUUUAAACUUGAUCAAAUGGCAGAUUAAGCUGCCAAUUAAGUUUUCUGCCACUUAUAUGAAGGCUUUGAUUUUGUGAUCAGAAAGUGGAAGUUUAGGUAUAGCAUCCCCAAACUAGCUAAAAGAAUGGAAGUAGGAAGAAGCAGCAGCAGGAAGCCUUACUUGGUUGUUAUUCUGAUACAAACAAUAUAUGCAGGCAUGUUCUUGCUCUCCAAGGCUGCAUUCAAUGGCGGCAUGAACACUUUCGUAUUUGUUUUUUAUAGACAGGCUGCUGCAACUCUCUUUCUAGUUCCUCUUGCUCUUUUUCUCGAAUGGAAAACUGCGCCACCGCUGUCUUUCAUGACCUUCUGCAAGAUCUUUCUUCUUUCAUUUUUUGGGAUUACUUUAAGCUUGGACAUCUAUGGCGUCGCCCUUGUUUAUACCUCAGCGACUUUGGCUGCUGCAAUCACAAACUGCCUUCCCGUCAUAACUUUCCUCUUGGCACUUCUACUCAGGAUGGAAGUAUUGAAGCCAAGGACAACCUCAGGUUUGGCUAAGCUUGUAGGCAUGCUAUUUUGCACGGCAGGGGCGGUGACCCUUGCCGUAUACAAAGGUCCCCAUUUCAAUCUCCUGGGGCAUCAUAAUCUCUUACAUCACCAUAAUAUCGAAGAACAUGAAGGCCAUGUUCCUUCUGGCAAAACAUGGAUAAAGGGUUGCUUCCUCAUGCUGAUGUCCAACACCUUUUGGGCCUUGUGGCUUGUUUUGCAGGCACGAGUUAUGAAAAGCUACCCCUCAAAGCUUCUCUUUACUACUCUACAAUGCUUUCUAAGUUCAAUCCAGACGUUUGUCAUUGCCAUCGCUGUUGAGAGAAACCCCUAUGAAUGGAAGCUCGGAUGGAAUCUCAAACUUGUUGCCAUAGCUUACUGCGGAAUUGUGGUGACCGGCAUUACUUACCAUUUACAAGCAUGGGUAAUGGAGAAGAAGGAUCCGGUUUUCUUGGCUAUGUCCACACCAUUGGCUUUGGUCAUCACACUCUUUGCUUCUGCAAUUCUCCUGGGAGAAAUCAUUAGUCUGGGAAGUAUCUUGGGAGGGCUCUUAUUGGUUGGAGGGCUUUAUAAUGUUUUAUGGGGGAAGAGCAGAGAGCAGAGUAUAGUUGAUGAAAGUUGCUUAAGAGCUGAAGUUGUCAAAGACUCUUCAAAACUGAAAGAAACAGAGGAGGACUUUGUUUCUGUAGCGUAAUAUAUCAUGUUUUGAAAUCAUAUAUAUCAUUGAUAUUAUUAGUGAUAUAUGCAUUUACCUCAACUAGCUUAUCAUCAAUGAAGAUGUAAACUAUGAUCUGUUGAGUAGUUCAAACUACAUACACCGUAGUGAAUUUGAGAGAGAUUGAAGUCCAGUUCAA